Merops nubicus (carmine bee-eater) is the source of this 563-nucleotide messenger RNA. Its product is annotated as ras-related protein Rab-40C. The record is from RefSeq and is a predicted model, not a curated record. Gene Ontology annotation, biological process: intracellular signal transduction; protein localization to plasma membrane. The transcript has 5 exons. Gene Ontology annotation, cellular component: plasma membrane; synaptic vesicle; endosome. Lineage: Eukaryota; Metazoa; Chordata; Aves; Coraciiformes; Meropidae. Gene Ontology annotation, molecular function: GTP binding; GTPase activity. The annotation marks the transcript as partial.
GAAUUGACUACAAGACCACUACUAUCUUGUUGGAUGGCAGAAGGGUCAAGCUGGAGCUCUGGGACACGUCGGGGCAAGGAAGAUUUUGCACCAUUUUCAGAUCCUACUCCAGAGGAGCCCAGGGAAUUCUCUUGGUGUAUGACAUCACUAAUCGCUGGUCCUUCGAUGGGAUAGACAGGUGGAUAAAGGAAAUAGAUGAGCACGCCCCAGGCGUCCCUCGGAUCCUGGUGGGCAACAGGCUCCACCUGGCCUUCAAGAGGCAGGUGCCCACGGAGCAGGCGCGGGCCUACGCGGAGAAGAACUGCAUGACCUUCUUCGAGGUGAGCCCCCUCUGCAACUUCAACGUCAUCGAGUCCUUCACGGAGCUCUCCCGCAUCGUCCUCAUGCGCCACGGCAUGGAGAAGAUCUGGAGACCCAACAGAGUGUUCAGCCUGCAGGACCUGUGCUGCCGAGCCAUCGUCUCCUGCACCCCGGUGCACCUCAUCGACAAGCUGCCCUUGCCCGUCACCAUCAAGAGCCACCUGAAGUCCUUCUCCAUGGCCAACGGGAUGAACGCGGUGAUG